AUGGCACUACUAAAAGUCAAAUUCAACCAGAAGAAAAGGGUAAAACUAGCUCAGGGACUAUGGCUCAUGAACUGGUUUUCAGUGUUUGCAGGAAUCAUUGUUUUCAGCAUGGGAUUAUUCCUCAAAAUUGAGCUCCGGAAGCGAAGUGAAGUGAUGGACAAUUCUGAAAGCCAUCUUGUGCCCAAUUCUUUGAUAUUGAUGGGUAUAUUAUCUUGCGCCUUCAAUGCUCUUGCUGGCAAAAUUUGCUAUGAUUCUCUAGAUCCAACUAAAUUUGCAAAGUGGAAGCCUUUGCUGAAACCUUACCUGGUGGUAUGUUUCUUUUUUAACUUCUUCAUUUUUUUCAUUGCUCUGAUUUGCUUUCUCAUGAGGGGCUCUCUGGAGACGACAUUAGCAUAUGGGCUAAAGAAUGGCAUGAAGUUCUACAGGGAUACAGAUACCCCAGGAAGAUGCUUCAUGAAGAAGACAAUUGACAUGCUCCAAAUUGAGUUCAGAUGCUGUGGAAACAAUGGUUUCAGAGACUGGUUUGAGAUUCAGUGGAUCAGCAAUAGAUACCUGGAUUUUGGCUCCAAAGAAGUUAAAGAUCGAAUUAAAAGCAAUGUGGAUGGAAAGUACUUGGUUGAUGGAGUCCCCUUCAGCUGCUGCAAUCCGAGUUCCCCAAGACCCUGCAUCCAGUACCAAGUCACUAACAACUCGGCUCACUACAGCUACAACUAUCAAACAGAGGAGCUCAACUUAUGGAACCAUGGCUGCAGGGAGGCACUUCUGCUCUACUACAGCAGCAUGAUGAGCUCCAUGGGUGGCGUUGUCCUCUUUGUCUGGCUUUUUGAGGUAUCUGUGAUGGUUGGUUUGCGUCUUUUGCAAACCGCUCUGGAAAGCAUCGCAAAUCCUGAUGAUCCUGAAUGUGAAAGCGAGGGGUGGCUCCUGGAGCAGAGCCUGACAGACACUUUCAAAUCCACAUUAGAAAGUUUGAAAAAGAUUGGUAAGUUCAAUCAGGUGGAUGCAGGUUCUGAAGGGGCCGAAGGCGAAGAAGGUGGAAAGACUCCAGCCAUCACAACAGUUAGUUGAGCUUCUCUACUGAGGUGGACUUUAUCAAAGAAAAAUGAAAAAAACUGAGAAUUGUGAAUACGUAU
Chelonoidis abingdonii (Abingdon island giant tortoise) is the source of this 1130-nucleotide messenger RNA. It is a transcript of the gene PRPH2, whose product is annotated as peripherin 2. NCBI's taxonomy places the organism in Eukaryota, Metazoa, Chordata, Testudines, Testudinidae. Gene Ontology annotation, cellular component: plasma membrane. Gene Ontology annotation, biological process: visual perception. The record is from RefSeq and is a predicted model, not a curated record.